ACAUUUAACUUUGAAAAUAUCUCUUGCUUAAGGUAAUAUGAAUUGGACUAUAAUUUUGCAGGAAGCAAUCCUAGUGAACUGUAGCAGGGGACCAGUGGUAGAUGAAGUGGCUCUUGUUGAGCAUCUGAUGCAAAAUCCUAUGUUCCGAGUCGGUCUUGAUGUCUUUGAGGCUGAACCUUUCAUGAAACCUGGGCUUGCUGAGAUGAAGAAUGCUGCUGUCGUACCACACAUUGCUUCUGCUUCCAAUUGGACUCGUGAGGGGAUGGCAACGUUAGCUUCUCAAAACGUCUUGGGCAAGAUCAAAGGAUAUACAAUUUGGGGUGAUCCAAACCGAAUCGAACCAUUCUUGAACGAGACGCUCCACCUCCUGCUGCAUGUCCGAGCAUCGUCAAGGCGAAAAGCAUUAGGUAACAUUCAUUUUUCAAACAUUAUCACCCUCCAAAAAUUUGCAGGUGCCAGGACAUAUGACUCUAUAACUUCAUCUUCAUUGAUCAAUCAUGUUUUCUGCCUCAGGUUUACCCGUUUCAAAGCUAUGAGCACCGAUGGUCGACCCGUCACCGUCCAAGCAGUGUCUGCUACGAAUAUAUGACGGACGGGGUUAUACCGAGUUUAGU
Messenger RNA from Hibiscus syriacus, 614 nucleotides. RefSeq names its product glycerate dehydrogenase HPR, peroxisomal-like. Lineage: Eukaryota; Viridiplantae; Streptophyta; Magnoliopsida; Malvales; Malvaceae. Gene Ontology annotation, molecular function: glyoxylate reductase (NADPH) activity; hydroxypyruvate reductase [NAD(P)H] activity; NAD binding. The record is from RefSeq and is a predicted model, not a curated record. Gene Ontology annotation, cellular component: cytosol. The coding region runs from base 38 to 589 and encodes 183 amino acids. The transcript has 4 exons.